Messenger RNA from Symbiodinium pilosum, 2736 nucleotides. The record is from the annotation of a GenBank genome assembly. NCBI's taxonomy places the organism in Eukaryota, Dinophyceae, Suessiales, Symbiodiniaceae.
AUGGACGAGCUGCCGGAGGCAACUUGGAAGUUUCUACGCAGCCGCGAAAGCCGAAAGGAUGGCACCUCGGCCUCCGCAGCCUCUGCAGCCUCCGCAGCCGCACUGCGCAGGGCGCCGUGCUUGAAAAACCUCGCAAGCUUCCAAUGGGCGGGCGUGAAACGCAUCUUGGAGCUGGGCAGAUGUUUGCUUGCUGAUGAGAUGGGCUGUGGCAAGACUGCGCAGGCCUUGGCAUGUUUGGCGGCCUUCGACGCCUGGCCGGUGCUGAUUUUGGUCCCUGCUUGCCUGCGGUUGGUUUGGGCCGAGGAGGUGGAGAAGUGGCUUUGCGGGCUGCUGCAGCCGCGGCACAUUCACAUCAUCCACAGCUCCGACGACAUGCUGCCGAAUACAGACGAUCUGGGCGAGAUGAAAGUCUGCAUCGUGUCCUACACCAUGACAAGGUUGCUCUUCGAGAAUUUGAAGCGUCCUUGGAAGGUGGCCAUAGUCGAUGAGUCACACAACUUGCGCAACGUCAGAAAUGCAAGCAACGCAAGCAACGCAAGCAAGACGACGUCCAGAACCACUAAAGCUGUUCUGGAGCUGCUCCGGCCAGUACCACGGCUCUUGCUGCUCUCCGGCAGUCCAUCGCCUAGCAGCUACUUGGACGUCUUCACGCAGGCCAACUUGUUGUGUCCAGGUCUUUUGGGGAGCUAUGGAACCUUUGCAGCCGACUACGAUGAGCCUUCUUUGUCAAAUGCGGGCUAUCUGGAGCCGGGCAGUUGCUGUAGAAGGCCCUGGCAGCUGAACCUUCUUUUGGAACAACUGAUGGUGAGACGGAGAAAAAGUGAGGUCUUGGAGGAGCUCCCGGCCAAGCGCCGGCGACUUCUCCGGUUGCCUCUGUCGAACUCCUCCUGGAGAGACCUCUCCGACGACGAGCAAAAGGCCACGACCAACGCUGAACGCGUCGCUCUGCUGAAGUUGCAGGCAGCGGGCUCUUGGCUCAGAGAGAAGCUGGCGGAAGUUCUCCUUUCGAAAGAGGAUGGAUCGACGCCGCCUGUAACCCGACAAGCUCUGAUUGAAAAAUUCCAAAGCGAGUGCGAAGGGCCCAUGUUGGCGGUGAUCGGCAUCACGGCAUGCGCUGUUGGCAUCGAUUUGUCAGCCGCCAGCUUUUGCGUCUUCGUGGAGCUCCCCGAGAGCCCAGCCUGGCUUCUGCAGGCCGAAGACCGUCUCCACCGCCGUAGCCAGCAUCAGGCAGUGGAGGUGCUUUUGCUCUGCGCCAGUCCUCAGCACAGCGACUCUGGGAACGUGAUGCGAUGCUGCGAGGUGGAUCGAAACCGCUGGGCCGUCUUGGCCCGCCGGGUCAACGAGCUCACGGCGCUCCAGGCAAGCCUACUGAGGGCGAGCCUGCCCCAAAGCGUGCCAGCUGCGGCUUCUGCGGCUUCUACAGCUUCAGUGACCCUCAGCAAAGGAGAAGUGGAAGCUGCGGAGUCGCCCAAGAUUCACUUCGAAUUCGAGGUGUCGCCCCACACGCUGCGGCUGCACCCCUUCGAAAACAAGCAUCCGCUCGCCAUGAGCUUGCGCUUGGAUGCAAUCAAUGCGAUGGACGGACACUGCUCAGGCAGUUCGGAGCAGAGGUUUAGGCAGAGCCUCUACCAGCAGCUAUACCAGCAAGCACUCGACUUCCAGGCAGCUUGGAACCGUUUGACUCCGCUGCAACAAAAGAUGGCUCGGGGAAGGUCGUACAAAGCAGAGGAGUUGAGAGUUGAGCACUUCAAGCUGACACCGUCUUUGACGGGGUCGACCUCUCGCUUCCUGCGUAAAUCUGAUUCUGCUGAUUCCGAGGAGUCAGAGGGUCUCUUCUGCAAUGUCCAAGUUCGCUACCAGGGCCGCCUUAGUGGCAGAAGCGUGCAGUUUUUGCAGCCUGUGGCCCUCGUGCCUGCAAUGCCUGCAAGUGAUGCAAAUCCUGCAAGCGAGCAUGGUGAGCUCAUUCAACCCUUCAUGCUUUGUCUGGAGUGCCGAAAGCCCCUGCGACCAGUCCCGCAGCAGUCACAGCAGUUUUCUUUCGAGGGGCAAAGAAGGAUCUCCGUGGGUGAGGUUUCUGAAAGCAGCCUAUUCUGCAGCGGAGGCUGCCGAGGACGGUAUUUCGGGAAACGCAAUGGCACCGCCUUGCGGCGCCAGCUCUUCGCGCUGGAGCGUGGUGUCUGCCAGACCUGCGGCCUAGACUGCCAUGGGCUCUACCAACAGCUGCGAAAUUCCAAGGCCUGGCUCAAAGAGCUGGGGGCACUUGCAGCGAAGGCGGAGGCAGAGGCACAGAACGCGCACGGCCUUGUACACCUUGUACACCUUGUACACGGUGCACGGAGCGAACGGGGCGAACGGAGUAAUGAACGGAGUCCCGAGUUGGCGCUGUUCGAGCAUCUCAGCGGCCAAGCGCGCUCCUCUUCGGUUCGAGGACCUCGAGCAGUUCUUCACAAAACCCUUAGGGAAGGCGUCUUGUGGCAGGCGGACCACGUGGUGCCCGUUUGGCAAGGCGGCGGGGCCUGCGGCCUUGAGAAUCUGCAGACCUUAUGCGCGCGGUGCCACAGCCUCAAGACCGGAAAAGAGGCCAUCAGAAGACGGGCUCUCAAAACUCGUUUCGUUUUGAAAGCACCAAGAACAAGGAAAGCCCUUGAGGGCUUUUGGCCAGCCGGGCGCUUGCGCAACAUGCGCAGCUUCCAGAGCCUCCAGCCUUCCCCAGGCUCUCAGAGAAUCGAGCUUUGA